CCUGCAAAGAUAUUGUUAUGAUAAAUUUAAAAAAAGGUUUAGUUUCUAGUGUUAGUAUCUCUUUAAGACAGCAUAGAUGUAUAUUGUGUAGAAAGCUUCCCAGGCCUCCCAGCUCGUCUGUUGAUGAUGUCACAAUGUGGUCAGGAUGUUGUGAUGUCACAAUGCAGAGUGAGGAGAAUUGGAAAGCAUAAAGAGUUACUUCAGUGCUUCAGUCAUUUACACAAAAGAUCUUGACGAAGCAACAUGACAGAGAGAUUGUUGCUUUUGUUUUGGUUUUUUAUUCUUUUUAUUUCUUAUGGAAAAUCAGAGAAAGAUGAGGAUGAAGUUUACAAACCAGACAUAAGUGAUGUUCAUGGAGUGUUGGACCGCCCUCAAUUAAAUCCAUAUAAAUCGACCGUAGUGGUAGAGGCUGGACCUUGUAGUGUCACUUGCGGCAAUGGCGUCAGGAUGGAGAAGCGAUGCUUGGUCGAUUCCAAUGGCAAGACCUCCGAUUGUGAGAAAGUGAUGGCGCCCUGUAGCCUGAACGAUCUGUGUCAAAUGGCAACGUUCCAGAAAGAGCCCGGGGAUACAGUAUCCCUGGAGUGUGUGAAAAAGGAGGAGAUGGAGCAACUGGGAGACGUAAAUGUCUUCUGGAAAGUGGCUAAAGGCGUCAUAACCAACGACGCUAAUGUCUUCUAUCCCUUAAAACUUUCAAACCACACCAUCACAAUUUCUAACCUCCGCCUGCGAGAUACUGGCACUUACCGCUGUGAUGUGCAAAGAAAGCAGGAUGGCAUUUUGGCAAAGCAGCUUUAUUUUGGGGUCAAGAUGAAUGACCCUAAGAUGAUGGACUUUCAGUUCCAAAGAUAUGUCAAAAACAAGCUGUUUCUAGCAGGGGUGGCAGAAUUAGAGACAAAGGCCCCUGACAUUAAGGAGAAAUCCUCAGAGUCAGUAAAUAAGAAGCUGCUUAUUAUUUUUGGUGCUGGUAUUGGUACAGGGGUUAUGAUUUCUAUUGUUAUCUUUGCAUUGUUGCUGCGCUUGUGCAGAGCCAAACGCCAGGAGUCUGUGGAAGAGGCUGUAUAGUCCCCCUACAGAAACUGACAGUUGUGAAUGCUAUAAUAUCCCAGCUCUGUUCCUGCCACAUUAACUGAGCAAUGCCAAGUCUAAAGUUGAAGUCAAGAAGCAGCAACGUCAUGGGGAACUGGGCCGCCAGGACACCAGGAAAACACCCGGUGGGCCCCGGCGGCCCAGACCCGAUCCCUGUUGCCACUUCCCCUCGGUGCUGAUGUCCUCCCCUUUCACUUACGCUCGCUCAGGGGAGGACAUUGGGUGGGUGGUGGGGGCCCC
Messenger RNA from Xenopus tropicalis (tropical clawed frog), 1326 nucleotides. RefSeq names its product transmembrane protein 81 (gene tmem81). The coding region runs from base 244 to 1062 and encodes 272 amino acids. Lineage: Eukaryota; Metazoa; Chordata; Amphibia; Anura; Pipidae. Gene Ontology annotation, cellular component: plasma membrane. The transcript has a single exon. The record is from RefSeq and is a predicted model, not a curated record.